Molecule: messenger RNA, 9002 nt
Organism: Globicephala melas (long-finned pilot whale)
Lineage: Eukaryota; Metazoa; Chordata; Mammalia; Artiodactyla; Delphinidae
Gene: UVSSA
Product: UV stimulated scaffold protein A
Biological process (GO): transcription-coupled nucleotide-excision repair; response to UV
Cellular component (GO): chromosome
Molecular function (GO): RNA polymerase II complex binding
Source: RefSeq, a predicted model, not a curated record
CGCUAUCGUGGCCGGGGCGACCUUCGCCCCCGCGCCGCCCGGGCCAGGGCGAGCCAAUGACUGUCGCGAUCUGGGGCAUGUGACAGGGGGCGGGCCCUUCGCCGGAAGGGUGAGGUGAGGCGAGCGGCCGGGUCGCGCGGUUUCUACGUAUGGAUCAGAAACUUUCAGAGUUGGUGGAAGAGCUCACGACUUCAGGAGAGCCCCAAGUGAAUCCCGAGAAAAUGAAGGAGCUGAAGAAAAUUUGCAAGUCUUCAGAGGAGCAGCUUGGUCGCACCUACCACCUGCUGAUGGCCCAGCUGAGCCAGGAGCACGCCGAGGUCCGCCUCUCCGCUUUCCAGGUCCUGGACCAGCUCUUUGCCAGGUCUCACCAUUUCAGGAUGCUAGUCGUUUCCAACUUCCAGGAGUUCCUGGAGCUCACACUGGGCACCGACCACGAGCGGCCCCUGCCACCGCCCAGAGAGGUGGCACAGAAGCUGAGGCAGGCCGCCACCCGGGCCAUCCGCGGCUGGAACGAGAAGUAUGGUACAGCCUAUAAGAAGCUGGCCUUGGGCUUCCACUUCUUAACGCACAACAAACAGGUAGAUUUCCAAGAUGUGGGCGCUAGGACUCUGGCGGAGAGAAAGCGAGCAGAGGAGAAACAGAAGCGGUUGGACAGAAUCUACAAGGAGAGGUCUGAGCAGGCCGCGCGGGAGAUGGAAGAAAUGUCCGGGGAGAUCCGGAGCUGCCUCAUGGAGCUGGAGAGCUGCUUCCGACUGCUGGUGCCCUUUGACCUCGACCCGACCCCGGGGGCUGCCUGGCCCGCCAUGGCCGAGGAGGGUGGCAGGGAUGAGGAGCAGCCCUGCUGCAGCAAGACCCUGGCCGCCUGCACCCGCCGCCCGGGAGCCGCGGGUGUGGAGGGCCCGCCCGCGGAGGACAGGGACGAGGACAGCGACCCCGAAGGCUUUGUGCGGCAGCACGGGCUGGGCUCCCGCGAGUACACGCUCGAGGUGGAGCUCUCCUCAGACAGCGUGAAGGUGCACGAGGAUGAGGACAACCUGGUCAUCAUCCACGUGGUCCGGGACACGCUCAGGCUCAUCCAGAACAAGUUCUUGCCAGCCGUGUGCUCCUGGGUCCAGCUGUUCACCCGCGCAGGGACACGCGGCAGGCACUUGGAGGGUGCUAUCGACCUGAAGGCCGAGCUGGAAACCGCCCUGAGGCGAUCUCGGGAGCUGGAUGUCAUGCCCGAGGAGGGCUGCAGGAGGGAGGCGGCAGCCCCGCGGGACGAGGAUGAGGACGACGAGGACUUCGUGGAGGUCCCGGAGAAGGAGGGCUAUGAGGCCUGCGUCCCUGAGCACCUGCAGUCUGAGUGUGGGCUGGAGAAAGACCCGGCCACGCCGGCCUCGCAGGCGAGGAAGAGGACGCGGAGCAGUGAGGAGGCCUGCGACCCCACCUCUGCGGCUGCCCAGCUGCACUGGCUCCAGCGCCACUUGCCCCCGGCCUCACCCCCGAGCCCCAGGGUGCCGCUGGGUCCAGAGGAGGCCAAGAAGCUGGCGGCAGAGCGGGCCCGGGCACCUGUCGUGCCCUUCGGGGUGGACUUGUGCUACUGGGGCCGAGAGGAGCCGAUGGCUGGGAAGAUCCUCAAGUCCGACUCGGAGCACCGCUUCUGGAAGCCCCGCGAGGUGGAUGCGGAAGUAGAGAGUGCCGCUGUCUCUGAGUCUCUCCGGAGCCGCCAAAUCACCUUUGCGGGGCGAUUCGAGCCCGUGCAGCACCGGUGCCGUGCCCCCCGGCCCGACGGCCGGCUCUGCGAGCGCCAAGACCGCCUUAAGUGCCCUUUCCACGGGAAGAUCAUCCCGAGAGAUGACACGGGACGGCCCCUCCAUCCAGAGGACAGGGCCCGCGAGCAGAAGCAGAAGCAGCAGCUGCAGAGGCAGGGGGGGCGCCCAGCCUGGCAGGACCCUGAGCUCAUGAGGGACGUGGAGGCAGCCACUGGGGUGCAUCUUGGCUCAUCCAGGCCCGGUGGGAAGGGCAGGCGGCGGCGGUCCGGCCUCACCGACCUCAAGCGGCAGGCGGACACGGCGCGUGCACGCAUCGCCAAGAAGGUCUUCGCCAAGGCCGCUGUGCAGAGGGUGGUCACAGCCAUGAACCAGAUGGACCGGAAGAAGCAUGAGAAGUUUGCAAACCAGUUUAACUACGCGCUGAAUUAGAGCGCCAGGCCGGGUCCACUCUGAUCGUCAGCUCCUCUUCUUCUGCUGAUGAGCUAGGAUGGGAAGGCAGACCCGGGUCUGGGCUAUAACAACAGCCACAAUUAUAGUGUGUAUUUAACGUGAAGAAAUGGUGCACUUUCUGCUUCAAGCGCCCCAGAGGUGUGGACUCUCCCCUGCUGCGGGGGACCACGGCCAUCGCUUAUGGGUCUGACUGCCUAGUAGCCCGGGGUGAACUCGGGUAACCGUGUCCACAGGUGGGUGUCUUGUACAGCCUGUGCCCUUUGUGGUGUGAUUCAGGGUCGCUCAACGUCCAAGACGAGUGCGCAGCCUCCAGCCCUGCCCCCCAGCCUUCUCCGCCUCGGAGGAAAACCCACAUUUCACGUUGACACGAAGGGGAGCCAGCUGUUUGCUCUCGGCGUUUCCAGCUCAUAGGCCUGCUGGCGGUGGUUCCACGUCAGAAUGCAGGGAACUACCUCACUCUUGGUUCUUCUAAAAUCAACUUUAUUGAGACGUAACUCACGUACUCUAACGUUCACGCUUUUAAAGCGUACAGUUCGGUGACGUUAAAUACACUCACAGUGUUGUAUAGUCUCCACCACUGUCUACUUCCAGAACUUUUCAUCACCCUAAAAGAAACCCUGCUCCCCCAGCCCCGGCCCUCUCUGGUCUCCUGUUUCUGGAUUUGCCUUUGCUGGACGUUUCCUGUGAAUGGAGUCAUAGCAGCCUGUGGCCCUUUGUGUCUGGCUGCCUUCACUUAGCACAGAGUUUUCUGGGUUCUUCCCUGCUGGGGCCUCUGUCCGUGCAUCAUUGCUUUUUAUGACCGGAUAACUCACCACUGUAUGAACAUACUGCACUUUGUUGAUCCGUUCAUUGUGGACACUCGGGUUGUCUGCACUUCGGGGUUAUUAUGCAUGGUGUUGCUAUGACCAUUUGUGUACAAGUUUUUGUGUGGGCGUAUAUUUUCAUUCCUUUUGGGUUUAUACCUAGAAGUGGAAUGGCUGGGUCACGUGGUCACUCUGUGUUUAACUUAUUGAUUGAAUUGCCAAAACAUUUUCCAAAGCCGCUGCACCGUUUUCUGUCCCCACCAGCAGUGUAUUAGGGUUCUCGUUUCUCCAUGUUCUUGCCAACAUUUGCUUUUAUCAGUUUUCUUAAUUUUAGCCAUCUUGGUGUGGAGUGGCGUAUCAUUGUGGUUUGAUUUGACUAAGGAUUUUGAACAUCUUUUCAUGUACUUAUUGGCCAUUUGUGUAUUUUCUUUGGUGAAACAUCUAGAUCCUUUGCCCAUUUUAAAUUGAAUUGUUGUUUUCAGUUGUAAAAGUAAUUUAUAUAUUCUGGAUACUAGAUCCUUAUAUGAUUUGCAAAUAUUUUCUCCCAUUCUGUGUUUUCACUUUCUUGAUGGUAUUCCUUGAAACACAAAAAUUAUGAAUUUUGAUGAUACCCAAUAUAUCUAUUUUUCCUUUUGUAACUUGUGAUUUUGGUGUCAUAUCCAAGCAGCUCUUGCUUACUCUAAGGUCACGAAUAUAUACUCCUAUGUUUUCUUCUAAGAGUUUUAAGAUGUAGCUGUUCAUUUUAGGUCUUUGGUCCAUUUUGAGUUAAUUUUUUUUUAAAUUUUAUUUAUUUACCUUUUAUUUAUUUAUUUUUGGCUGCGUUCUUUGUUGCUGCACAUGGGCUUUCUCUAGUUGGGGCGAGCGGGAGCUAUUCUUCAUUGCAGUGCACGGGCUUCUCAUUGUGGUGGCUUCUCUUGUUGUGGAGCACAGGCUCUAGGCACUCGGGCUUCAGUAGUUGUGGCUCUCAGGCUCUAGAGCGUAGGCUCGGUAGUUGUGGCUCGUGGGCUCUAGAGCGCAGGCUCAGUAGCUGUGGCACACGGGCUUAGUUGCUCCGUGGCACGUGGGAUCUUCCCGGACCAGGGCUCGAACCUGUGUCCCCUGCACUGGCAGGCGGAUUCUUAACCAGUGCGCCACCAGGGAGCCCCAUUUUGACUUAAUUUUUGUCUGUGCUUCAUUCAUGUGGCUCUUCAGUUGUCUCAGCAUCAUUUGUCGAAAAGGUUAUUCUUUCUUCCAUUGAAUUGUGUGCACUUUUCUUGAUCAUCAAUUGACAAUAAAUGUGUGAAUUUACUUCUGGACUCUCACUUCUCUUCCCUUGACCUAUAAAUCCUAUGCUACUGCUACAAUGUCUUGAUUAAUGUAGCUUUGUGGUAAGUUUCGAAAUCCUCCAACUUCGUUCUUUUUAAACAUUGUUUUGGCCAUUCUGGGUCUUUUGCGUUUCCAAACAAAUUUUUGAGCCACCUCAUGUGUCUGUCGCUCUUGCUAAAAAUAAAGAGUAAUGGAAUCUCACAAAUAAAUGAAUGAUCGAAUGAAUGAAUGAAUUUGUGCCACCAAACAAAAAGGGCAUCUGAGAUUUUAGGGAUUGUGUCGACCCUAGAGAUCACUUUGGAAAGUCUAGCUGACCUUUGAAAACCACGGGUUUGAAGUACACAGGUCCACUUACACAAGGACUUUUUCAGCAGUAAACACUGCAGGGCCACAUGAGCCAUGGCUGGUUGACUCCUUGGAGGAGAACCACAGGCGCAGGGGCUGAGGGUGCGGUACACGUGGAUUUCUGACUGCCUGGAGGGUAGGCUCGGUAGGCUCGCCUAAACCCUGAGACGUUCAAGGGCCACGUGUAAUGUCAUUUUAAUCUUAAAUUUUCUAAUUAGUGAACUUAGAAUAUCUUUUCAUUUGUUUAGGUUUUCUUUAUAUUUUCUCCAUGUUUUGCAGUUUUCAGUGUACAAGUUUUGCAUUUAUUUUGUUAAAUUUAUUCUUAAAUGUUUUAUCCUGUUUGAUGUCGUUGUAAAUGCAGCUGUUCUCUGAAUGUCAUUUUUGGAUUGUUCAUUGCUAAUGCCUAGAAAUACAACUACUUUUCUUAUGUUGGUCUUACAUCCUGAACCUUGCUGAACUCACUUAUUAGUUUAAUAGUUGUAUGUGUGUGUAGGUGUCUUAGGAUUUCCUGUACACACUCUCACGUCAUCUGCAAGAGAAAGUUGUAUUUCUUUCUUUGCAAUUUGGAUUUCUUUUAUUUCUCUGUCUUGCCUGGGGCUCUGGCUAGAGCCUCAGCACAGUGCCAGAUAGAGCUGGAGAGCGCAGACAUCCUCGUCUUGUCCCUGAUCUGAGAGGAAAAGCUUUCAGUCUUUUACCAUCGAAUGUAAUGGUAGCUGGUUUUUUUGUAGAUGGCCUUGUAUCAGGUUGAGGAAGUUUCCUUAUGUUCUUAGUUUGUUGAGUGUUUUUGUCGUGAAGGGAGUUGAGUUUUUGUCAAAUGCACUUUCUGCAUCUGUUGAAAUGAUCGUGUGGUUUUGGUCCUUCAUUCUUUUCGUAUGGUGUGUUACAUUGUUUUUCAUAUGUUGAACCGCACUUGCAUUCAUGGGAUAAAUCCCACGUGGUCAGUUUCAGUAGUCUGUAUAUUUCUAGGAAUUUGUCCAUUUCAUCUAGGUUAUUUGUUAUCGUUUGUUGACAUAACAGUUGUUCAUAGCAUUACUUUAUAGUCAUUUUUAUUUCUGUAAGGUUGAUAGUAAUGUCUCUUCUAUCAUUCCUGAUUUUAGAAAUCUGAGUCUUCUCUCAUUAAUUUUCUUGGUUAGUCUAGCUAGAGGGUUAUCAGUUUUACUGAUCUAUUCAAAGUUGUUUUUCUCUAUUAUUUUUCAUUUUUUACUUAAUUUCCACUCUAAUGUUUAUUAUUUCCAUUGAGUUGCUUUGUGUUUAGUAGUUUUCAUUCUUUUUCUAGUUUCUUAAGUGGAAGUUUAGCUUAUUGACUUGAGCCCUGUCUUCUUUGUAACGUAGGUGUUUACAGGUAUGGAUUUCCAUCUAAGUACUGCUUUAGCUUCAUCCCGUACGUUUUGGUAUGUUGUGUGUCCAUCUUUAUCUCAAAAGUAUUUACUAACUUCUCUUGUGAUUUCUUACUUUACCCACUGUUUAUUUAGGAGUUGGUCCUUUAAUUUCCACAUCCUUGUGAAUUUCCCAAACUUCCUUCUGUUAUUUGAUUUCUCAUGUCAUUCUGUGUAGCCAAAGAACACGUUUUGUGUGCUUUCAGUUCUUUAACAUUUGAGACUUCUGCUCUAUCCUGGAGAGUGUUUUAUGUGCAGCUGAGGAGAUGAGUAUUCUGCUGCUGAUGGGUGUUCUGUCAGGUCUGUAGCUGGUUUAUAGUAUUGUUUGAGUCUCCUUUUCCUUGUUGAUCUUUACCCCAGCAGUGAAAUCCCUUAUUGAAAGUGGGGUAUUGAAAUCUCCAGCUGCUGUUUAAUUGCCUGUUUCUCCCUCUGUCAGUUUCUGCUUUGUGUAUUUUAGGGCUCUGUUAAGUGCAUAUGUGUUUAUACUUACUUCUCCGGAAGGGCUGGCCCUUCGCAGCACAGCCUUCUCUGUCUCUAGGACCAGUUUUUGCCUUAAGGUGUCUUUCGUAUGAGUUAGCUUAGCUUCUGGUUGUUUGCAUGGUAUAUCCUUUUCCAGCCUUUCACUUGCAUCAUAUCUCUGAAUCGCAAGUCUUAGGGACAGCAUAUAUUUGAUCAUGUUUUUAUAUCUGUUCUACCAAGUCUCUGCUGCUUGAGUGGAGUGUUUAAUCUACUUACCUUUAAUGUAAUUGCUGAUAAGGUAAGAUUUAUGUCUGCCGUUUUUCUGUUUUUCUACAUAUCUUUUUAAAUCUUUCUUCCUCUGUUACCUUUUUUUCUUGUGUGUUAAAUGGCUGUUUAUUCCCUUGUAAUACUUUAAUUCCCUUGUGUCUCUACCACUGUUUUUUAAGUAAUUUUUUUCAGUGGUUGCUUUGAGGAUUACAAUGAACAACUUAAUACAACCUAGUUUGGAUUAAUAACAACUUAAUUUCAGUAAUGUACAAAAACUGCUCCAUUAGAGCUCUGUUUCCUUCCAGCUCUUUUCUGCUGUUUUUGUCAUACAAAUUGCAUCUUAAUAGAUUAUAAGCCCAUCAGCAUAGUUUUGUAAUUAUUGCUUUAUGUAGUUGUCUUUUAAAUCAGAUAGGAAAAGAAAAGGUUUACAAACACAAGCACAUUUAUACUGUCUUUUAUCUGGCUCUGUAGUUCCCUUUCCCAGUGCCCUAAUUUCUCUUUGAGGAUUUGAAUCUGGUAUCUUUCACUUCAACCUGAAGCACUCCCUUCAGUGUCUCUUGUAGGGCAGGUCUGCUAGCAGUGAAGUCUUUUCAUUUUUGUCUCUCUGGGAAUGUCUUCAUUUCUCCUUCGUUUUGAGGAAUAGUUUUGCUGGAUGUAGAAUUCUUGGUUUAACAGUCUUUUUCUUGCAACACUUUUUUUUUUUUUUUUUUUUUUGGCGGUACGCGGGCCUCUCACCGCCGUGGCCUCUCCCGUUGCGGAGCACAGGCUCCGGACGCGCAGGCUCAGCGGCCAUGGCUCACGGGCCCAGCCGCUCCGCGGCAUGUGGGAUCCUCCCGGACCGGGGCACGAACCCGUGUCCGCUGCAUCAGCAGGCGGACUCUCAACCACUGCGCCACCAGGGAAGCCCUCUUGCAAGUCAUCCCACAACCUCGUGGGCUGCAGGGUUUCUGGAGAGAAGCUAGCUGUUAGUCUGGAAAGAAGGCUUGAACCACGAGUUGGGUUUUUAAUUGCUACUUUCAAGAUGCUCUGUUUGUCUUUAUGCUCCGUUUUAACCACCAAGUGUCUAGUUAAGGUCUCUCUGUGUGUGUCCUGCUUGGAAUUUGUUGAGCUUCUUGGUUGUAGAGAUUGUUUCUCAUCAAACUUGGCCACUGUUUCUCCUGAGAUUCUUUCUGUCCUGUUCCCUCUCUCCUCUCCUCUCCUCUCCAUCAUGUAUACACACUUGGUUGAUGGUAUCCCUUGGCCUCUGAGGCCUGUUCAGUUUUCUUCGUUCUUUUUACUGUGUCUCAGACUGGACCUGUUGACGUAUCUUCAAGGCAGCUUAGUGAUUAGCUAAUGAUUGGACAGAGAUUUCCUUAAAUGCUUUGAUCCAGUGAGUCUGGUGGUUUCCCGACUAGCUGUGUGUGCGUGUGUCUGUGUUGGGCACACCUUCAGCGCUCUGCCAGCCGGUUGCUGACUCUGCCUUGGCUCUCACUUCAUGAAUGUUUUGGUCUUUGCUCUAUGAGAAAGUAGCGUGUUAUAGUUUUAAUUGACGUUUCUCUUACGAGUGAGAGCAAGCAUUUUUCAUAAUGUUAAAGCAUUCGUUGUUUAUCCUUUUGUGUGAAUUGUAUUCCAUACCCUCUGCCCAUUUUUCUGUUAGCUUAUUGGUUUCUUAUUAAGCCGUGGGAGCUCUUUAUUCAGUAACGAGCUGUACAUGGUGAGUCACGAAUGUUUCCUCAUUUUAUCUCUGACUUCGCUUAUGUUGUUUUCGCCAUGUAGAUUUUUUAUGCAGAUGAAUUUAACCAACUUUUCAUGGCUUCUGCUUUUGUAUUCCUUCCCCACUCAAAGAUUGUACCAAAAAAUUCUUCCAUCUUUUCUUCUAGUACUUUUAUAGGUUGCAUUUUCAUGUUUAAGUCACUGAUCAACUUAACAUUUAGUCUGAUAUAAAAUAUGGCUCUGGAAAUUCAGUUUUUUAUUUUAAAUACCCAUCCAGCUGUCCCAACACCAAUAAUGAAUUCAUUUGUUUUUGCAAAUUUAAAAUACUGCCUUUAUCGUUUAUUGAAGUCCCUGCGUACAGUGGUUCUAUUUCUGAACUUUGUUCUAGCUCAUCAACUCGUCUGCCUGUUUAUAUGUCAUCAUACUGUUGUACUUACUGUGCCUUGGUAGUACAUGCCUAUGUCAAAGCCUCUUGUGUUUCUGUUCUCUGUUGUAUAACUUCAGGUGAAGUUACAUAACUAGUGUUUCUAUAAAAUUUAAUUCAUGACUGA